Molecule: messenger RNA, 930 nt
Organism: Volvox carteri f. nagariensis
Lineage: Eukaryota; Viridiplantae; Chlorophyta; Chlorophyceae; Chlamydomonadales; Volvocaceae
Exons: 7
Biological process (GO): regulation of cytokinesis; mitotic spindle organization; protein phosphorylation
Cellular component (GO): chromosome passenger complex; spindle pole centrosome; spindle midzone
Molecular function (GO): ATP binding; protein kinase activity
Source: RefSeq, a predicted model, not a curated record
UCCAUCAAGGACUUUGCAAUGGUGAAGGAGGUGGGCAGCGGCGCGGCUUCAAACGUGUACUACGCGAUAUGCCGCAAGAGCACGCAGCCGGUUGCGAUUAAGAUGUACCUGAAAUCGAAGCUUAGCAAGCUGAACAGGCGCCAGGUGGAGCGAGAGAUUAACAUCCACUCGUCAUUGAGCCAUCCAAACAUCAUUGACUUUUAUGCAGCUUUCGAAGACGACGAGCGGAUCUACCUGGUUCAGGAGUAUGCGGCCGGGGGGGACCUCUUUGACGAUGUAAAGCGUCGCGGCGGACGCCUUCCGGAACGAGAAGUCGUGCAGCACGUGCUUUACCCGUACCUCACCGCGCUGUCGUACCUUCACGAGCGCGGCAUUAUACACAGGGAUAUCAAGCCUGAGAAUACGGUCUUCACUCGCGAGCGGGUCCUCAAGGUGACGGAUUUCGGACUUGCAAUUAACGCGCGCACGGAGCGGCCCGUGACUCGCUUGGGCACCUUGGAUUACAUGGCGCCCGAGGUAGGUCGCGGGUUGGAUCUAGUGUACGACGCCUCAGUGGACGCCUGGGCGAUGGGGGUGCUGGCGUACGAACUCAUUGUGGGCCGCCCGCCCUUUGGCAUGAGCUGUCGGGAAGCCACCAUGAGAGCCAUAGUGGCCGCCAGUCCCUCCAUUCCCGACUGGAUGUCACCCGCAGCUGCGGACUUUAUCAGGUCUGCGCUGCAGCGCUCGUCCUCCAGGCGGCUGCCCGUACAGCAGCUGCUGCAGCACCCUUGGAUUAUGAGCCACGUCGGGCACAUCAGCGUCGCCAGGUACGUUUUAAACCGGCUGCUGCAGGGCGAGGGGCGCGUGGUGCGGGGUGGGGUCGGGCAGGAAGGGAAGGAGAGUGGGAGGGAGGGAGAAGGAGGCGAACGGGAUGGAAUGGGAACGGGGUGA